This is a messenger RNA of Nerophis ophidion (straightnose pipefish), 1324 nucleotides long. It is a transcript of the gene crygmxl2, whose product is annotated as crystallin, gamma MX, like 2. Gene Ontology annotation, biological process: lens development in camera-type eye; visual perception. Gene Ontology annotation, molecular function: structural constituent of eye lens. NCBI's taxonomy places the organism in Eukaryota, Metazoa, Chordata, Actinopteri, Syngnathiformes, Syngnathidae. The record is from RefSeq and is a predicted model, not a curated record. The coding region runs from base 93 to 1127 and encodes 344 amino acids. The transcript is spliced from 5 exons.
AGCAGAGAGUGGGUAAGGCAGCAUUGUGGGACAAAAAGGGGCCCGAGGUAUAAAAGGUGGUGUAAAGUGUGUGGGCUCACAUCCAUCUGACCAUGGGAAAGAUCGUCUUCUACGAAGGCCGCAACUUCCAGGGCCGCCACUGGGAGUGCAGCAGCGACUGCGCGGACACCUUCCGGCACUUCAGCUGCUGCAACUCGGUCCGGGUGAGCGGCGGUCACUGGGUGGCCUACGAGAAGGCCAACUACUCGGGCUACCAGUACAUCCUCAGCCCGGGAGAGUACCCCGACCACCGCACCUGGAUGGGCUUCAACGACUGCAUCCGCUCCUGCCAGAUGUUCCCCCCCUACCGAGGAUCCUACAAGAUGAGGAUCUACAACCGGCCGGACAUGGCGGGACAAGCCAUGGAGUUCAUGGACGACUGCCCCGACCUCUAUGACCGCUUCCGCUCCCACGACAUCUACUCCUGCAACAUCAUGGAGGGUUACUGGGUCUUCUACGAGCACCCCAACUACCGGGGACGCCAGUACUUCCUGCGGCCGGGCGAGUACAGGGCCUGCGGCGACUGGGGCUGCCACCAACCCAUGGUGGGCUCGCUCCGCAGGAUGAAGAUUAUAUUCUACGAGGACCGCAACUUCAAGGGCCGUCACUACGAGUGCAAAAGUGACUGCCCGGAAAUGCAGAACUACUUCAGCCGCUGCAACUCGAUACGCGUGGAGAGCGGCUGCUGGGUGGCCUACGAGAAGCCCAACUACGGCGGCUACCAGUACAUGCUGCACAAGGGUGACUACCCCGACUACCAGCGCUGGGCCGGCUUCAACGACUGCAUCCGCUCCUGCCGCAUGGUUCCACCCUACAACGGCAGCUACAGGAUGAAGAUCUUCGAGCGCUCCGAUUUCGGCGGCCAGAACAUGGAGCUAAUAGAAGACUGCCCCGAUCUGAACGAGCGCUUCCACACCCACGACAUCUCCUCCGUCAACGUGAUGGAGGGGUACUGGAUGCUGCACGAGCACCCCAACUACAAGGGGCGCCAGUACUUCCUGCGCCCCGGCGAGUACCGCAGACACAGCGAGUGGGGCAGCGCCAGUCCUACCAUCGGCUCUCUGAGGCGCGUCACCGAGGUCAAUUGAUUCCAAAUGUAUUUAUUUUUACCCUGACUGAGCGUUUGCACCCUUCUGUUCCUAAAACCUGCCAUGUUUUACUGCAGUCUUUCUUGUAAUCUGUGUUUUGUAGUCCAGUAUUGUCGCCACCCAAACCAGUUGCCAGUACAUCUUCGGGCAAAACAGCCCUACUGGAAUCACAACAAAUAAUAAAAAACUUCAUAAAA